AUGCCACUCUCCCUCCGCACCGUCCACUCCGACACCGAUUUCAACGCCCUAAUCCAACUCGAACACCUCUCCUACACCAACCCCCCGAAUCGCAUCUGGCGCCUCUUCCGGCACGACGCCAGCCCCGCUGGUUUCAUCGAAGUACGCGAUCGGCAGAUGCGCGAAUUCCGCAACGAUCCCACCGCGCGCUGGCUUAAGGUCGUGGACACCGAUAUCGGCGACCAAGUCGUGGGCGCCGCCUUGUGGAAUACUUAUACCGAGAACCCGUAUCCGGUGUAUGAGGAGCAUCCGGUGGAGGCGGAUUGGUGGCCGGAGGACUUGCCGUUCCUCUUCGUCCAUCCCGAGCACCGCCGCCGUGGCAUUGGUCGCCAGCUGGUCGAUUGGGGGGUCAAGGAAGCAGACCGCCUGAAUCUGGAAGCUUUCAUCGAAGCAACUGAUCUGGGCAAGGUCACCUAUGAAGCCUGCGGCUUUGUCUACGCGGGAACAAAUUAUCUGGAGAGUGCGAAGCGGAAUUCAAGUCAGAAGUGGAGAGAGCUGGAGGCAUUCAUGGAUUUUUUGUUUGUGUAG
Bacidia gigantensis is the source of this 567-nucleotide messenger RNA. RefSeq lists its product as uncharacterized. The transcript has 4 exons. The coding region runs from base 1 to 567 and encodes 188 amino acids. The record is from RefSeq and is a predicted model, not a curated record. Gene Ontology annotation, molecular function: acyltransferase activity, transferring groups other than amino-acyl groups. NCBI's taxonomy places the organism in Eukaryota, Fungi, Ascomycota, Lecanoromycetes, Lecanorales, Ramalinaceae.